AUGCCUUCGUCUCCUCAUGCCAACCGGCAAGCGCGUCAGGUCGUAUCCAUCGCAAUUGCGCCCGGUGGAGGUGCACUGUUUACAUGCGCCCGGUGUCUCAUCGCAUUUGACCCGUCGGACUCUGUGGUAAUCCAGGGUGCUAUGAGUGGUGAUAUUGCCUUAGGUAUCUUGUUCAAUGGCAAGGUUGUGAAGAAGACGGAGGCACAAAGCCAGCCGGGGGGAUAG
This is a messenger RNA of Aspergillus caelatus, 225 nucleotides long. RefSeq lists its product as uncharacterized. The transcript is spliced from 2 exons. Bases 1 to 225 code for a protein of 74 amino acids. The record is from RefSeq and is a predicted model, not a curated record. NCBI's taxonomy places the organism in Eukaryota, Fungi, Ascomycota, Eurotiomycetes, Eurotiales, Aspergillaceae.